Molecule: messenger RNA, 555 nt
Organism: Ascochyta rabiei
Lineage: Eukaryota; Fungi; Ascomycota; Dothideomycetes; Pleosporales; Didymellaceae
Exons: 1
Coding region: 1-555 (184 amino acids)
Biological process (GO): DNA integration
Molecular function (GO): nucleic acid binding
Source: RefSeq, a predicted model, not a curated record
AUGGGAGGUCACUACGGCGUAGAUAAGACUGCUGAAGUACUUAAGAAGAAGUACCAUUGGCCAGGGCUGAUGAAGGACGUACAUCACUACAUCCAAAGGUGUCCCGCGUGCCAACUCCACAAAAUCAGGAGGCAUAAGCCGUGGGGCUUACUCACACCACUUCCAGUCCCUAAUACUGCCUGGCGGCACUUCUCCCUUAACUUUGUAACAGACCUACCAAAGUCAAUAGACGCUAAGGGGAACGAGUACGACGCUAUACUGGUCCUUGUGGACCAGUUUAGUAAGUACGUCCGGUACCUACCCUGUACCAAGACGAUCACUGCCCAGCGCCUGGCCGAACUGUUGAUGGAACAGAGCUUCUCGAAGCAAGGACCACCAGAUACGCUGCUGUCAGAUCAAGGUUCAGUGUUCACCAGCCAAUUUUGGUCUGAUAUUUGCUACCACCUGACAAUUAACCACCGGCUCAGUACGGCGUUCCAUCCCCAGACGGACGGGCAAACAGAGCGUCAGAAUCAGGAGUUAGAGACGUACUUACGCAUAUAUAUGAACUACUAA